CCGUCUCUCCUGGGAUGCCUGGCUCCCAGGCAGCCUGCAAAAACCCUUUUCUUUUUCCAAUGCAGACGAGACAACCUCGGCGAGCCAAAAGCAGAGUCAGCGGCCCCACCCACUCGCCUCCAACGGACCCGGGUUGCCUUCCCGGUUCCCAGCAGCCCCCGCGGAGACGCCGCCCGCACGGGGCAUGCUGGGAGUCGAGGUACCCGGCGCUUCUUGACUGUCUUCCGUUCGGAAUUCCACUUGGAACGCUGUGAGGUAGCAUCGUAGUCGGCGCUACAGCCCCGCAUUCGCAGCUCCAGGGCGCCAAGAACGACGCCCCUCGCCCGGCGCCGCGCACCGCGUCUCCCACAAACAGCCCUACUCCGCCCCCAGCACGCUCUACAGAGAUUGACAGCAGCGCGGCGCAGGGAGCUGCGGCCAAGUCGGAGGUGCGCAGGCGCACUAGCUCAGCGCCGAGCCCAGUUAAGCCCGGAGGGCGGGGCCAACACGAGGGCUCUGGGCCGCGGGGGCGCGCACGUAGAUACGUAAGGCCGUCACGUGGGGAGCGGAGGAUCGCAGUGCGCGUGGCCGCGGCGACUGGUGUGGGGUUGAGUCAGUUGUGACACCCGGAGCUGCUGACCCGACAGGCGGCCCUCGGGACCCGCGGCCCGGCAGCAGGCGCGGAGCUUCGGGAAUCGUGAGCCUGGCCCCGACCUAGAGCUCCGCGGAGCCGGCGCCGCCACCGUCCCCCGCCCCCGCCAGCGAACCGCCGCCGCGGGCGCGCCCCCGCUCUGCGCUGUCUCCUAUGGCGUCCGCCUCCGGGGCCAUGGCGAAGCACGAGCAGAUCCUGGUCCUCGACCCUCCUUCAGACCUCAAAUUCAAAGGCCCCUUCACAGAUGUAGUCACUACAAAUCUUAAAUUGCAGAAUCCAUCGGACAGAAAAGUGUGUUUCAAAGUGAAGACCACAGCGCCCCGCCGGUACUGCGUGCGGCCCAACAGUGGGGUUAUUGACCCAGGGUCAAUCGUGACUGUCUCAGUAAUGCUGCAGCCCUUUGACUAUGAUCCGAACGAAAAGAGUAAACAUAAGUUCAUGGUACAGACAAUUUUUGCUCCACCAAACAUUUCAGAUAUGGAAGCUGUGUGGAAAGAGGCAAAACCUGACGAACUAAUGGAUUCUAAACUGAGAUGUGUAUUUGAGAUGCCGAAUGAAAACGAUAAGCUGAACGACAUGGAACCUAGCAAAGCUGUCCCACUGAAUGCAUCCAAGCAAGAUGGACCCCUGCCAAAACCACAUAGUGUUUCACUCAAUGACACGGAGACAAGGAAACUGAUGGAAGAGUGCAAGCGACUUCAGGGAGAAAUGAUGAAGCUCUCAGAAGAAAACCGACACCUGAGAGAUGAAGGCCUACGGCUCAGAAAGGUAGCACAUUCGGAUAAACCUGGAUCCACCUCAGCCGUGUCCUUCAGAGAUAAUGUCACCAGUCCUCUUCCUUCUCUUCUGGUUGUAAUUGCAGCCAUUUUCAUUGGAUUCUUUCUAGGGAAAUUCAUCUUGUAGAGUGAAGCAUGCAGAGUGCUGUUUCUUUUUUCUUUUCUCUCGACCAGAAAAAGAUUUGUUUACCUACCACUUCAUUGGUAGUAUGGCCCGCGGUGACCAUGGCCCGCGGUGACCAUUUUUUUUUGUGUGUACAGCGUCAUAUAGGCUUUGCCUUUAAUGAUCUCUUACGGUUAGAAAACACAAUAAAAACAAACUGUUCGGCUACUGGACAAAUUGUAUAUUACCAGAUCAUCACUAGCAGAUGCCAGUCGCACACCCAGUCCUUUAUGAAAUUCAUAAUAAAGAAUUGUUCUUUCUUUGUGGUUUUAAUAAGAGUUCAAGAAUUGUUCAGUCUUGUAAAUGUUAUUUUAAUAAUCCCUUUAAAUUUUAUCUGUUGCUGUUACCUCUUGAAAUAUGAUUUAUUUAGAUUGCUAAUCCCACUCAUUCAGGAAAUGCCAAGAGGUUUUCUGUGGGGGAAAUGGUGCCUCUUACUGUGUAAAUUUUCUCCUUUACCUUUGCUAAUAUCAUGGCAGAAUUUUCUUAUCCCUUGUGAGGCAGUUUGUUGACUGAGUUUUUCAUCCUUACAAUCCUGUCCCAUGGUAUUUAACAUAAAAAAUAAAACUGUUAACAGAUUCUUGCUCGACA
Messenger RNA from Rattus rattus (black rat), 2158 nucleotides. RefSeq names its product VAMP associated protein A (gene Vapa). Gene Ontology annotation, cellular component: plasma membrane; endoplasmic reticulum membrane. The transcript has 6 exons. Lineage: Eukaryota; Metazoa; Chordata; Mammalia; Rodentia; Muridae. Gene Ontology annotation, molecular function: FFAT motif binding. Gene Ontology annotation, biological process: neuron projection development. The record is from RefSeq and is a predicted model, not a curated record. Bases 785 to 1534 code for a protein of 249 amino acids.